GGCAGACGCGAAUCGACGUCUUGUGUUUUUCGAGCGUUACCGACGGCAGACGUAAAACGACGUUUUUUUAUUUUUUCAAGCGUUGCCGCAUAUUUCAUUUGCACGCUUGUCUUGCAAAAUUGCGCGGCAGAGAAGACUAGAUGCUUGCGUCAGCGUACCGACGUCAAAGUCUUAAUUAGGAUCACUUUGGCUAUGAUAAGUAGCAAAAUAAAAAAGUCAAUAAACUCUUCCGCUAUUCAUUCAAUUUAUAAAAAAAAAUAUAUAUAUAUAUUUGUAUAUAAAAUUCUAAUUACGAAUAUUUUAGGUAAUUUUACUGAGAGUGAUGAAGAAGCUGGUCGUUUCCAGACACUAUCGCCUUAAUACGCUUUUCUAGAGAACAGAACUCGGAAAAAAUGACUUCGAAGAAAAAAAGUCAUAAAUCAUAACGCUCGUCGUUCUCAAACAACUAACUUUAUCCUACAAUUUUUUUGUAUCGGCAGAAAUAAUUAUGGUAUCUAUAGGUCCGAGACAAACGACUAACGCUUCGGACAGUCGACAAAAAAAAAAAAAAAAAAAGAAAAAAAAAUGGGGAGACAAUGGCUUAAAAUACGUUGCCAUAAGUAUUCGCAAACGUUUGGAGAUUGAUAAAAAAAAGGAUCAUCUAAAAAUUCCUCUUUCUCAAAUACACUUUUAUACGUGUACGUUGCUUUUUCGCUAAGCCUCUCGAGUACUCUGUCGAUAUAUGUAUACGGUAUACAGUGGUAUGAUAGUGGAAUAUCCUCUUGAAACGAUGGGCUGCUUUCUCUGAAAGCGAAGAAAGAAAACGCUUAUGCUUAUUUUUCUCGGCCAGGCUUCUGUGUGCUCGUUCCAAAGAUGCACUAAUGCCUGAUUUCUUCGAGAAGAGUUUCGUGGUCGUCGCUAAAGCGACUUCACCCGGGGCUAUGUCUCUCUAAAGCGGCCUUUAAUGGCCGAAAAAGACGACACGGUCUAACGAAAGUUCGCGAUAUUCGCUGAUUCGCUAGCAACAGUCGAGACAUCCUCGACACAUCCUCGAAAAACCUAUUCUACUCCAAAUAGGAAGGUUUAUUUAAGUCGCAGAAUGUCAGUGACCAUUCGCUUCGUGCAUACUUUGAGCAAAGGAGAACGAUUUUAUAAGAAAAUUCGAACGAUUUCUUACACGUUAUCAUUCAACCAAUAUUAUAAACUUUUAUAAUAUUAACUUUUAUUUUAGCAAAAGUUGACUGCCGCGAUAAUCACAAAUAUUUGGUUGCUUCUGAGCGGAACUGCUUUAUCCUUGAAUACGAUAACGACCAGAUAAGUUUAGAGUUGUUCAAUGAACAUAUCUCUACCGAAAAACGAAAAACUUUUACGUUUUUCGCUGAGACUUGCCAUGUAAUUCACGGUACAUAAUUGAAGCGCCAAUUCCAUUCGAAUUGCAAACAUAUGGAUUUUUAAGUACAAGUUGCAUCGCUUUAAACACCGUAUUAAAGCAUCAGGUAGCUAACGCUACGGUAUACGCUCACCGAAAAGAUCAUGAAGCAAAGGAUUAAAAGAUUAGAGCAGAAAGUUAGUGAAUGGAGAGGCGGUCAUGUUCUCGUGAAGGGGUACACGCGCGAAAAUUACGAUUCUAUCAGAAUCGACGCGACGUUUGUCGGACAAACAGCGAAGAGGAAAAGAUGAUUUUCGUUUUUCCUUCUUUCUCCCCCCCCCCUUCCUUUCGUUUCUCUCCCUCUCUAUCCGUGGAAAAUUUGAAAGAGCGGAGAGCAUGAAAGGGGCAGAAAAUAAAGGGACCACAAUCGUCGAAGGUACAAAGACGAGUUCUUUGAAAUUCCAACGCCUGGCUUCGUCGAGAGAAAAAAUUAAAAAAAGACGUCGUAGGCACUUCGAACUGAAAGAGAAAAAGAGAAGAGAGAGGAGAGAUGCAGCGAAUUACCUUGUACGGAACGUUAUAUUUCGGCGGAAACUUUUCGUUUGUCUGAAUUUUGAACAAUUAAGUCGCCUUUCUGUUCGUCAGGCUCGAUACACCGCCGGUUGUCGUCGCUUUUGUUUAUCGUCUCUUUGUCUUCUAACCGAGUGGAUAAAAUUUGUUUAAAAAAUGGUGAAAUUUGUCCCAGUAUUUAAGCAGAAGAUAUUACUCGUGUUAAAGCUCGUGUUAACCUUUCCAUAGCGUAACGCGAUAGAGACAAAUUAGAAACUUCUAGUUUACCUAUAAAUCAGGCCAAUCGAACGGUUAACUGCUUAAAACAGUUCCUAGAAUUGAACGUGAAAGCUUUAUUUUCGAAUCAAAUUCGUUCUUCCGAAAAAUCACAAAAAAAUCAAAAAUCUCUAUCAACAGCCUUCGAUCUCCAAACCCCUUAAAACUAUUCCUACAACCAAACGCAAAACCCUCGUUCUUCCAAAUAAUUGGAAAAAAGCCAUCAACGUAUUUCGAUUAAAACAAUCUUCGCCAACUUUUAACCUUCAAAUUCUACGAAGGAAUUCCUAGAAGUAAAACUAACAACGUGCAAAACUCCGUAUCAUGUACAAAAUUUCUAAGCGCCAAAGUAACCAAAAAGCCUAAACGAAUCAUCGACUGUAAAAUCUAAUCAAGCGUCCCACACGACGCGAGAUCCUCCGGUUCCAUCCACUCGAACGAAACCUAACCUCGAAAAAGCCCUAAACAGAAGAAGGCUCGUGGCCUCGGCCUUCGACGACCCAUUGGCCGCGGAGGAGACGAAGAAGACAGUCCACCAGCGGAAUCACGCUACGUUUACGGUGGGGGAGUAGUGUUAGAAGGGGUGGAAGCGGCAGGAGAGGCUGCCGAAACGGGGCUGCGGCGUUCCUUCAUGCGGCGAUCUGGCCGCACGAGGCCGCGCUGGCGCAGCAACCUCCUUCUCUACUACGUUUGCGCGUUGUGCACCCUUCUACGGGGUGCGUCCGUGCCGGCAACGCUGUUCAUGGACGGCAGACAGUUUCCACGCCACUCGACGAACGCCGUUCCCCGUCCAGUCGUGACGAAGCAUUCCAUUCGACCCUUGAAACCGCGACGAUAUCGCGUCCGUGACCCAACAAGUCGACCAAAUCACCUUCUCGUCCUCGUCGUCGACACUCAAUCGCUAAAAACGCGAGAAUCCUUUUGAAAGAAGCAUCAUCGUGGGUCGAACACGCGACUAGCAUACUCGGAGGAUGCUGCAAGCAACGUGCAGCAACGUGGCAAGCUUCUGAAGCAACAUCUCUUCCAGUGGAACCUCCGUUGGUUCAUCUCGUCUCUCCCUGGAUCUGCUCGUUUCUUCCUGGCUCUUCCUACUUGUACGGGCUCGCGGAGAUGAUUCUCCGAGAGAUUUAACUUUCUCGUCGAUACAGCCCGUGUAUUCUACCGGGAAAAACCAGUUUGGUGAAGUAAAUUGUUCGUCGGAGAAAGAUUUCGAUGUUCGAACCGGUUGCUUGAGACGAAUAACAGAUGACAGGGUCGCGGAUCGAUGUAAACGACGAACAGGCUCCGGGCUCCUCGAUCGCAUCUGAAAGGUGGUGGCGAAGGGCGAAAUAGCCGAGACGUGCACGGUUGAUCGACUUAUCGAAACGAAGAUCCCUGUGUCUCGGGAAAAAACUCGCGACAGUACCAGAUGAGAAGUAAAAGAAGCUUCGGCUACUUCUAAAUAAGAAGUGUACUUUGAGAGGAUUCUAUAAGUGUUCUCUGAGAGGAUUCUGUAAGUGUCUCUUGCACAUCAGAUUCGGAUCAGACAGAUUUCCAGAUCCGUCCAAAAGAAGCGAGUUACAAAAGAUUUUAAGGAAGCCAGGUAUAAUUAAGAAGCUCCUGAUGCAUUUGUGAGCUCAGGCUUCUAUGAGAUUUUUAAUUAGACGAAAAAAGGAAACAUUUUCUAUGUAACGAUCGCGGUCAAACGAAGUUUUGCGAGAUCUUUUAUUUGAAGAGAAAAGAAGGAAUUAUCUAUGUAAAGAUUGGAUCGGAACAAUUCGAGGAGCCGAAGGAAAAGUUUGGUACGCGUCGGUGAGGCGAUAUGCCCGGCGAUACGACUGUGGGAAGUUGAGGACUGGCUUGAUACGGGGCGAUCGCUGCCAAGUGCAGUGGCACGAUCUCGGUAACAUGGUCGACGACGACGGCGACGACGACGACGACGACAACGACAACGACGACAACGACAACGACGACAACGACAACGACAACGACAACGACAACGACAACGACAACGACAACGACAACGACAACGACAACGCGGAGGACGUUGGUGUGCGCUCGCGACGUCGGCGUCGACAUCGUCGUUGGCCGUAGCACAGUCGCGAAAGGAGGGAUGCCACGACGACCCACAUUCCGUCGAAUUUAAUUUCAUGCCUUAUCUCUGGUAACCACGGUACAAUGCUUCAACUGGGGCGGCUGCGAAUCCUUCUAUCUUACUCUUGCUUGCCAGCGCACCAAAUGGACGAGGCUCGAGGGAGGCUAGUGGAACGAUAGGAGGCGACCGGUCGCGGCUGCAGCUGCGGCGUCGGUCGCUGCACCUGCAGCUGCAGCUGCGGCGACGAGGAGGCUGCCGGUAGCAGCGUGCAAACGGUGGCUGAAACAUAAUGCAGAGCACAGGCGACUACUAUCAGAGGGCGCCAAGAUGCUGUCCAGGAAGGAACGCGAACGCAAACGCGGACGCGUUAAGGAUCAACGCUUCUGUCAGGGGAGCGGAAUUGCUGUGCUGUUGUUGUAGCUGCAGUACGGCAACAUCUACCAAGACACCGGGAUUAUUGGCCAGUCUGGGUGUCUGCGUGCUCGUGCUGGGUUACACGCUGUUGGGCGCGUUCGCGUUCAUGGCGCUAGAAGGUGGCCUCAAGUCGGAUUCAGCGAACGACCUGCUCGUUCCCGGUUCCAAGAACGAAGGAGGAUCGUACAUAGUGCCCAGUAUCGAAGAUGACACGGCGGCCAUGGAACUAAGAGCGCGCACCGUUGAAAGGCUCUGGAGUAUCACAGAGGACUUGAACGUGUUGUACAAGGAAAACUGGACACGAUUAGCAGCCAGAGAAGUGUUCGAAUUUCAAGAGAACUUGGCACGAGGUCUCAGGAGAACUUCCUCGCAGUACGAGCCGAUGGGAUCAUCCUCUCGAUCCAGGGAUCAUUCCGUGGACAGAAGAUCACAUAGAAAAUGGACCUUUAGUGGCAGUUUAUUGUAUUCCCUGACGCUGAUCACCACUAUUGGAUAUGGUAGCGUGGCGCCUCGCACAGUCUGGGGUCGUUUAAUCACAAUAGUGUACGCACUGGCUGGAAUUCCCUUAAUGCUGGUCUAUUUAAGCACGGUGGGCGAUGUUCUCUCAAGGAGCUUCCGUCGUUUGUAUGGCAGAUUGUGCAGGCCUAGAAAUUGCACCAGGAAGCAACAACCGCCGCCACCGCCACCUCCUGUAGGUGGCAUGAUGAGCAAAACCUACAGAUAUGAUAACCAUGUCGACUCGAAAUCUGGAAAUUACUAUUCAGCUAGCAGAGAAAGCUCCUGCGACGAUCUAGGAACCAGAGGCACCAGCAGUGCCAUCUUGUUGGACUGUGGAAGCGAGGGACUGCUUCAUGCUACCACCAGCUCCACCGCAGCGCUUCAGGACGUAACAUCAGGAAACAGUAAACGCCAUUUUCACCCGUGCUCGCUGUCCCUGUCGACGAACUCCUCGCCAGGUUACGUAGUGGAAACGAAUCCCGUGAGGAUACCGAUCAGUCUCUGUCUAGUAAUCAUGCUGAUAUACAUAUGCGGUGGCGCAGUGAUGUUCAAUCGUCUGGAGGGUUGGAGUCUCUUGGAAGGUGGCUACUUCUGCUUCACCAGCCUCGGAACGAUCGGUUUCGGCGACCUGAUGCCCGUUGGACGAAAUGCCGCGUCCGCCACCCUGGAGGAACUCAGCCUGUGCGCCUGCUCGCUCUACAUACUCGCCGGGAUGGGCCUGAUCGCCAUGUGCUUCAACCUCGUCCAGGAGGAGGUGGUACGCGUGGUCAGGGUCUUCGGUAGAACCUGCGGCAUGUCGUCGGGGGUGGUGGUCGGACCUAUCGGUGGUACAGGUAUCCCUGAUGCAGGCAUUCGACGGGGAACCGCUAGAUCGUUCCGGGCGAGAAACUAUUUUACCCGGCCACGCUUUAAAUUUCCUGAACGCUUUGAGCCUGGCGACGAAACAUACUAUUUCUAUAUACAGAACUGUGAAUUUAUAGUCAAUUAUUAAACAUAGUGUUAUACAGUGGCUUAAUCGUAAUAUUAUGCGUGGCAGUAUUGUAUGAAUAUAGAUAAUACUAUUUAUGAAAAACAUUAUUUAUAUGGCAGUGCUGAUGUUAUCGUCAGAUCUAAUCCCAUCACGUUUCCUGGUGUGGUAGACUUGGAGAAAGUCUCAUAAGAAUUUUAAAUAUUUCAACUUCUGUUCGUCACUAUAAAAGAAUUAUAGAGAAAUUUAUAGCUUACUGUGAUCUUGAAUCUUCUCAAAAGUAUCACUAUAUUGUCCUAAGAGAAAUUCUAAGAUAUUUACAGCUUACAACGAUCUUCGAUAUUUUCAAAAUAUUAUUAAAAAGAUCGUCUAAUAAUAUAAGCAGUUACCUUCUCUUCGCCCUCCAUUUAUCAAAACUCCAGUUUUCCAUCUCAAAAGCGAAAGCUUCGUUUCCAACCGAACCCAGGCUCAGAGUGUCAAAGGCAUCACGAACAAAUGAGUCGAGCUCUCAAUCGUUUGCACGUAGAGCGGUUCUGAUCCACUCGCGUCGGGGAUUUCGAUCAGGCAUCUUGACCACUCUGCAUAACCCCUUCGUUUAAAAAAACCAAAAAUGAAAUCAAAAUCCAUUUCAAUCAAACCAAAGACCGAAAACUCUCUAUCCAUCACAACCAAAAGGUCAUAAAAUCCUUUAAUUAUUCAUCAGGUGCCGGUCCUGGGCUCAAGGCCGACCUGGACGACGGAGGAGGCACCAGUGACUCGCGAUUGUCCGAACAAGAAGAAGAAGCGAUCGCCAUGUCCAUGGUGCCAACCUCCUGACAGCAUCAGGCCAGGAGUCCCGGGG
Messenger RNA from Bombus pyrosoma, 6967 nucleotides. RefSeq names its product potassium channel subfamily K member 18-like. Gene Ontology annotation, biological process: stabilization of membrane potential; potassium ion transmembrane transport. The coding region runs from base 4537 to 6150 and encodes 537 amino acids. Gene Ontology annotation, cellular component: membrane. Gene Ontology annotation, molecular function: potassium ion leak channel activity. The transcript has 6 exons. The record is from RefSeq and is a predicted model, not a curated record. Lineage: Eukaryota; Metazoa; Arthropoda; Insecta; Hymenoptera; Apidae.